AUGAGCAAUGGAUCAGAAAUGCCAGGGGAGUUCGACGAUGAGAGCUACGACCUCACACAGGCCCCAGAAGAAGUUGGCCCCCUCGCAACGCUGAGCCCAAGGCUACCCAAUACCCAAUGGAAGGCUUCAUCCCGGACAGUGGAGGAGACACUAGCCCAAGGUCUAUCCAAUGAAGACCUGUGGAUGUUGAUCCGAAGGUUCGACAAGCAAAUCUACCAUGUGAAAGCCGUCCAGGAUGCGAAAGAGAAGAUCGAUCUAAACCGCACGGAGAACGAACAGUUUCCACCUGAGAAACUGCGCAUGACAUUGGAGAGGUUCUACACGUCGGUGAUAGUGGGAGUCACCGAGUUCUUCCGACAUAUUACUCGUUUGCGAUCAUGGAAGGAGCCUGUUCGAACGAGCGCGUUCUGUGGCGGAUAUUUCCUUGCCUGGGCGGUUGAUCUGUUGGUCCCGACAAUCUUGGGACUGAUUGUCGCCUUGAUAAUGGUUCCCCCGGUUCGGGCAUGGCUGUUCCCCGCUCGAGUAAAGACAGAAGGCGACAAGAUGGCAAGUGGGAGUGGUAGUCCGACCGAGCAGCCUGCAUCGGAAGACAGUCUUACUGGUGCCCCCGAGAACCACAAGGGUGAAGCGGCUGAACAGGAGGCCAAGAAUUUCGUGGACAGCUUUGCUACCGUUGCCAUGGAAAGUGCAGCCGCCAAAUAUGGCCAAACAGUGACGGAGGAUGAACCAGAUAGGCCUGCGAUCACUGACGGCCUGGAAGCCGCCGAGGCUGCUGCGGAGAAUCGCACCGAUGACGCCCCAGAAGACAAGACCAAGAAGCCAAUGAAGAAGAAGGUUUCGCAUGCGACAGACCAGGUGAUGCGUAUAUUGAGUGAUAUUACCGACAUCUACGAAAAAUUUGCCAACCUGCUUUCUCCCACACCACCAUUUUUCUUGGUCGCAUCUAGGCUGAGACUUGCGAGCAUCUUCACACUCAUCUCGGUCGUUGUACCAUUUACAUCUAGCUAUUGGAUCAUCAAGUUCGUUGGUUUCGGAGUUGGACUCGGCUUCUUCGGCGACCCAAUCUUCGCCCAUACACUUGACCUACUCAAUACCAAAAUCCCGAACUGGAAGGAUCACAUGGAUAUCCAGAAGACGCUGUUGGCCGGCGUCCCCACAAAUGCGCAACUGACAUUGACUCUUCUGCGCAUCGGCGAAAUCAACUCUUCGCCACUACCCCCAGCCCCAGUAUCCGACGACAACGGACCAGCAUGGCCAAUUCGCCGCAAGAAAUCCCAAGCAGCGAGCACCACAGACCUCAGCACGCCGGGCUCAUCUGUGAAUCUCCAAUCAUCAGACACAAGCACGUCCACGCUAGAACCAAAGCCAAAGAAGAAGUUCAUAUUCAGACUCUUCAAGUUCUUCCGCCGGACCAUCGCAACAGCAAUCAAAGGCCACAUAGCUAUCGACCGAGCAAUGGCAAUUGCAGGCUCUGCGCAUACAAAGAACCUGAUUGGAAUGCUGCAAAAUCGCCAAUUCGGCAACACAACCUUCGGUCCUCUCAAGUUUGAUGCGAAGUUCGAACGCAAGAGAGGUGCUGUUGUUAUCGACUCGUCGAAAGAGCCUCCUAUCUUGUACUUCACCACUUAUCAGUCCGCUGGGUUAGAUGAUCUGCGCCUCGAGAGCCGGAAGAAGGGCUCUGUUCUGUUCCAGAUCCCAGUCACUGAGAUUAAAGAGUUGAAGAAGACUGAAGGAUUAGGUUGGAAAGGUAAACUCAUUGUUGAGUUGACUGCUGGAAGUAAGGAGGCUGCGGAUGGAUUGGUUAUUGGUGGUGAUGAGUUGGGCCAAUCCUAUCAUCUUACGGGUAUGAGAUCGAGGAAUCAGCUGUUCAAUCGGCUUGUUGCUAUCGAUGCCCAGUUUUGGGAAAGUCGAUAA
Molecule: messenger RNA, 1914 nt
Organism: Penicillium olsonii
Lineage: Eukaryota; Fungi; Ascomycota; Eurotiomycetes; Eurotiales; Aspergillaceae
Source: the annotation of a GenBank genome assembly